UUCUGCGCUGCCCACGCCCCUCUGCCUCCCGGGAGCCGGGCGGGGGGCGGGGGGAAGGCCCCCCAUUGGUGAUGCACAACGUCACUCACGGCCGGUCCGCCCCCCCACCGGGGCCGGCAGUAAAUACGGUGUCGGGCGGUGCGGCGGCACUGGGAGCUGCUGUCGGGGCCGCCCGGCGGAGGGGAGCAGCCCACAGCCCGGCCGCGACGUGGCUCUGCCGGGGCUCCGUGUCGCCGUUUCCCGGACGGGGCGGACGGGACAGCGGCGAGGCCGUCGCAGGCGCUUCCCGGGGCCGGGAACGAGCAGCCCCCUUCACAGCUCCGCCGAGAACGGGGGUCUACCGGGACGGGGCCCGGUUGCUCGCGGCGAACUCCGCCGCUCAACUCGUACCCCCCGGCCGCGGCGGCUCCUUGACACCCUCCGUUGUGAUGCGUAUUCCCGUAGAUCCGAGCACCAGCAGGCGCUUCACACCCCCCUCCACAGCGUUCCCCUGCGGUAAGAUGGGAGAGAACAGCGGGGCGCUGGGGGCCGCCGCCGCGGGCGGUCGGGCGCGGCCCGAGGUGCGCUCCGUCGUGGACGUGCUGGCGGAUCACGCCGGCGAAUUGGUGCGAACCGACAGCCCCAACUUCCUGUGCUCCGUGCUGCCCUCACACUGGCGCUGCAACAAGACGCUGCCCGUCGCCUUCAAGGUCGUGGCUCUCGGAGACGUUCCCGACGGGACCGUGGUGACGGUGAUGGCCGGGAACGACGAGAACUACUCUGCAGAGCUCCGAAACGCCUCGGCUGUGAUGAAGAACCAAGUGGCGAGAUUCAACGACCUCCGAUUUGUCGGGAGAAGCGGCAGGGGAAAAAGCUUCACCCUGACAAUCACAGUGUUCACCAACCCCACCCAGGUCGCUACGUACCACCGAGCCAUUAAAGUCACUGUGGAUGGACCUCGGGAGCCACGACGGCACAGACAAAAGCUAGAAGACCAAACCAAACCCUUUGCUGACCGCUAUGGGGAGCUGGAACGGCUGCGCCAGUCAAUGAGGGUCACCCCAACAACACCCAGCCCCCGUGGAUCCCUCAGCACCCCGAGCCACUUUGGGUCACAGGCUCAGACUCCCAUCCAAGGAACAUCAGAGCUCAGCCCUUUCUCGGACCCACGGCAGUUCGACCGCUCCUUCCCCACGCUGCCAACCCUCACUGAGACCAGGUUCUCGGACCCACGGAUGCAUUACCCCGGUGCCAUGUCAGCUGCCUUCCCCUACACCGCAACCCCCUCAGCCACGGGCAUCGGGGGCAUCAGCAUGACCAGCAUGCCCACCACCACGCGCUUCCAUCACACCUACCUGCCACCCCCCUACCCCGGCUCCACGCAGAACCAGAGUGGACCCUUCCAGACCAAUCCAUCUCCCUAUCAUUUGUAUUACGGGACGUCGUCGGGCUCCUAUCAGUUCUCCAUGGUGGCGGGGGGUGAACGCUCUCCCACCCGGAUGCUCUCUUCAUGUACGAGCAGCUCGGCGGGGAACAACUUAAUGAACCCCAACCUGGGCAAUCAGAACGACGGGGUGGAUGCGGACGGGAGCCACAGUAACUCACCAACAACCAUGUCGACUACUGGGAGGAUGGAUGAGUCAGUCUGGAGACCCUACUAGGAGGAGGGCAGCUGGGCACCGAGAGCUUUAACCGGAUCGGCCGCUGUGACGUUACUCCUUUUGCAUCAGAAUGAUGCCGAGGGAAAAGGUAAACCAAAGUCUCCCAAACCAAAAGCAAAGCAGGAGGAAUCCUCUACACACAACCACGGGCAAACAUCAAGCAAAGCUGGGCCGGGACCUACGUUACAUUUCAAGAUGAACGUCCACGAGGCUUGAAUUUGUCGCUUGAUGUGGUUCCUUUCAUAUGGUUUUAAUAUGUGGAUUGUACAUAGGGAAAAAAAAAAGAUGAUUGGAUUCAGAUUUUUGUUUACUGCCCGACACUUCUCGGUCAUCUCACUUGCACCCUCAUCCCCACACAAAGCAUUCAGGAGUCAGGGAAAGCUCGCCCUUCUGCCAAGCGCUCCAGAGACAAGAGCAGGAGAUGAUCCGAGCCGUCUCUCUGCCAAAGCACAAAGACUGAACUGAAAAAAAAGGAUAAAAAAGAAAAAGGAAAGAAACCUUUGUCUCCUCUCAUUCCCUCCCAGCAGUUCAGGGCUCCUGCCCAGCAAAGAGCUGCGGGGCCGCGCUCUGGUUUACAGCACAAGUUAUGGGGCUGUGUGUUCCUCGUGGGUCGGCAUCAGCCACGCAAACAGGAGCUGUGAUGGGAUGGUGGCUGUUCCUUGCUGGCAGCAAAGGUUGCAUUGUUCAUUUCUGUGCAUUGCUGUCAUUUUUUAGGCAGCAGCGUGGCUGAUCCCGCUCCCGGCAGGCCCUCCCUUCUCCUCUAUGUUUACAUAUGAGAUGUACUUUUUACAUGAUGCGUUGUGUUUUGUUUGCUCUCUCUUUGCCUGACCUCACCGUUCGGUUCUUUGCUCCUCUUAGCAGAUCUCAGCGAUGAUGAUGGUGGUGUGUGAAGUGAAGUGAAGGAGGUGUUGAGGGCAACCCGAGAUGGGUCAGAUGCACUUCCCAGCUCGUGAGCUGCUGUGGGGCUGGCAACAUUUGGCACCGCAUUACUGUGGGUCUCUGGGUCUUCCUUCGAUCCUCUCUGGGUGCCAACACACACAGCUGGUGGCAGAGUCCUCCUUCUGCUGUGAUUCUUUCCUGUGUUUUCACCCCGAGUGGAUCAAUACACCGUGAUUUGUUUUAUUAAGUAACAGCUGACACUCAUCAGUGCGAGCUGAAAGCGCCAACCGAGACCUGGAGAAAGGAGCGCCUUCUAUUCAGCCCCUUUGAUGGUGGGAAGGUUGUCAAGCAAUGCCAGCUGUCAUUCCAUAUCCCCUCCUUUCCCCCGGCUGUCCUGGAGUGCUGGUGUCAGCUCAGCAGCUGAAGGACCAGCACUCAGAAUCAUUGUGGAACCAGUGGGGGAUCUAUUAGAGCCCCAGUGCACACCAUGGUUCCAUCCAUUCCCACCAGUGCUGGGUUGGCGGUGGUUGGACAUGAUGACCUGAGAGGUCUAUUCCAGUCUAAUUCCACAACCCACAUUGUGCCUCUGUGCACAAGCAUAAGAAAACAUAAACCCAACAUCCCAUCCUUCCCUGCUGAAUUUAUGCCCUUAUGGCCCCAACACCUCUUGCCAAAUCUCGGUUGGAAGCUCAUCAGCAAUCAGUUCUAAUUGCACUACCAUGUCAAGACGGGAGCAAGGCGUCCCCAUCUAAGCUGCGAUGACCACUCAGUGAGUUAAACGUGCAACAAGAGAAACAACUCUUCAAUAAGACUCAUCCCCCCCAAAAAAAUCCCUUCCCCAGCAAAACUGCAACGUUCACGUCCUUAAGCAGCAGCGGGCACUGUUGGGUGCUCCCAGCUGGAGAAACUGGACUGGAGCAGCCUGUGUUUGGAUGCAUUUAUGUUGGUCAUCCGAUCGCACCACUGGUUGAAAGCACAAGCAGAAAAGGCAUUUGUAGGACUAGCUUAAUUUAAGACUGUUCGUAGUGGAUUACAAAGAAUGGCAACGACGUUGUUUUUAUGACAUAUUGUCAUGUGAAGGCGUAAAUAUACGCACCUCGGUGGUAUGCAGAUGGUCACGAGACAGGCCAAUGGUUUUCUUUUUGCUUUGCACUAUAAUUUGCUUUUUAUUAUUAUUUUGUUUUUUCUUAAAGAAAAUGCACAAUCGCUUGUACAGUAUCAACCCCUUUUUGUCUGGCUCUAAGAAUAUUUAACUAUAAGAUCUAAUUUUUGAUCAUAUUUGUUAUAAUAAUAUAAUUCUUAAAUGUGUUGAAGGAUCCGAUUGCUUCUAAUACUUGUACGUGCAGGGUAAAACGACGACAAAGAGAGAAGGAGAUGAGAACAGAGACUGCUGUAGAUAAAGAAGGCCAAAGCUGUUGUGUUCUUGUUUUUAAUGGUGUCUUACAACGGACAUUAAAAAAAUAAAAGGAAUGCUAGAGAUACCAAAUAAUGUGGUUGUUGUGUAACGUACCGGCCCUACUUGAAGGCAAUGCCCUCUAUUUAAUAUGUAGCCCAUCUUUUUAACCUGUAGCACUUGUCAAUGGGGUG
Coturnix japonica (Japanese quail) is the source of this 4106-nucleotide messenger RNA. RefSeq names its product RUNX family transcription factor 3 (gene RUNX3). The record is from RefSeq and is a predicted model, not a curated record. Gene Ontology annotation, cellular component: nucleus. Gene Ontology annotation, biological process: regulation of transcription by RNA polymerase II; neuron differentiation; hemopoiesis. Gene Ontology annotation, molecular function: ATP binding; DNA-binding transcription factor activity, RNA polymerase II-specific; RNA polymerase II cis-regulatory region sequence-specific DNA binding. NCBI's taxonomy places the organism in Eukaryota, Metazoa, Chordata, Aves, Galliformes, Phasianidae.